This is a messenger RNA of Acanthochromis polyacanthus (spiny chromis), 831 nucleotides long. RefSeq names its product skin secretory protein xP2-like. Bases 13 to 831 code for a protein of 272 amino acids. The transcript has 3 exons. NCBI's taxonomy places the organism in Eukaryota, Metazoa, Chordata, Actinopteri, Pomacentridae. The record is from RefSeq and is a predicted model, not a curated record.
CCCGUUGUCCACAUGUCGUCCAUCCUCCUGACCUCGGCUCCCCAGAACCGGACCCCGACCCCGACCUCUGCUCUCCAGAACCGGACCUCCGUUCCUCUCAAUCAGACCCAAACCCAAGACACGCCUUGGGACAUCUUCUCCUCCUGCGAUGAGCACAGCGUUUAUUUCAACACGUUAUACGAGUUGUGGGAGAAGUGGAGGGAGGAUCCCCAAGACGCAACCAUAACCCUGGGCCGCAAGCUAGCAGGCCAGCGACCCGGAUUAGCCAACCACUUACCUGCUUACAUCUGUGACUUCCUGAGUGCUCCUCUGAGCGAGCCGCCUACUGGCUCCCCAAGCAGCCAACCGGGCCCUGUCUCCCUGCCGUCCAUAGAACCACCUGCCAAGCGGCCGGGCCGUCGAAGACGUGAGGCCAGGAGGCAUCGUGGCCCCCCGGCUCCAGUCUCCGCAGAGGUCGACGACGCCCCGCCUCCUGUUUCCGCGGAGGUCGACGACGCCCCGCCUCCUGUUUCCGCGGAGGUCGACGACGCCCCGCCUCCUGUUUCCGCGGAGGUCGACGACGCCCCGCCUCCUGUUUCCGCGGAGGUCGACGACGCCCCGCCUCCUGUUCCCGCGGAGGUCGACGACGCCCCGCCUCCUGUUCCCGCGGAGGUCGACGACGCCCCGCCUCCUGUUCCCGCGGAGGUCGACGACGCCCCGCCUCCUGUUCCCGCGGAGGUCGACGACGCCCCGCCUCCUGUUCCCGCGGAGGUCGACGACGCCCCGCCUCCUGUUCCCGCGGAGGUCGACGACGCCCCGCCUCCUGUUCCCGCGGAGGUCGACGACCAGUGA